Bursaphelenchus xylophilus (pine wood nematode) is the source of this 2996-nucleotide messenger RNA. NCBI's taxonomy places the organism in Eukaryota, Metazoa, Nematoda, Chromadorea, Rhabditida, Aphelenchoididae. The record is from the annotation of a GenBank genome assembly.
AUGGGAUGCGCACCGAGCAGUGGCCGCACCAGUGUGGCCAAGGAUCGCCGCGAUUCCGCCGAGCCCGAGCACGAUGAGAACACCAAGCGGGUUCUGAUGCACACACCUGAUGUGAGGCUGGAUGUGGGCGCGGGGGUGCUGCCGGUCACCAAUGAGGAGCAACAGGUCGUCGUCUUCAUCUUUGGUGAGGAUUUUGAUUAAUUUUUUAUUUUGCGUGAAACUUGCACAGUGCAAUAAGUGCGGAAUACGCUGUGCGAAAGACGUUUGACUUCGCACAAAUAUUAAUAUUGGGUGUUUAUUAUAUUAUACACCGCAAUAAGAGUGUCGGCCUUAAUUCCCUGAGGGCCUAUAAGAUGUCUGGUUCGGCCAUCUCAUAAUUCUUGGCCAAGAAAUAAAAGCAAUAUUGGCCGAAGGAAAUAGGAUCCAAGACUGAGUAAUUGAUAGGUUAUGAUAUAAUAGCUAGAGAGAGUAACUAGUUACCGUGUAAAAUGUCUCGUUAAAAUUAAAACCGCGACAAUUGCGGAAAAUAAAAUCAAUUUUCGCUUUUUUUGGCUCGCUGAAACCACAGUUUCAUGUAUUGCGACUCAUUUGCCGUCUCUUUCCACCUGACAUGUCCUUAUAGUUCACCCACCCGACCUCUGAAAUACCUGUUAGAUGCCGUCUCCUAAAACGGACUGCUAAUGAGCUUUUACUUAUGAGGUUGGGCUAGCAAAUUAUUUUUUUGGCUAGCCAAAAAAGCGAAAAAAAACUUUUCAUUUUCCCCAAUCGUCUUUUCUCUAAUUGACGACGUUCCGUUAAACUUCUGCUUUUAGAUUUCUCUUACAAGUAGGCCAAUUAAUGAUACAAGACUUGUACGUUAGUAAUUCGCGCGACCAGUCGUAAAAAGCGCCGAAUCUUGACUGUAAGAAAGAUAACAAAAAAGAGGAGGCGACAGAGAAAUCAAGAACUUUUCCAAGGUGAGAAAUUGCGCAACGUGACGUAAUAUCGCUCAACAACUGCUAACAGUCAGGAUUCGGUGCGUUUUUUGCGAUUGGUCGCACGAAUCGCACGAAUUACUAACGCACACGCCUUCUAUGGUCUCUGCUUCUUGUCCAAUUCAAAUUUACGGUUUGAUGACUUGUGCCCAUACUGUAAACCAGGUUUUGGGCAUUGCUCUCGGAACUUUAUUUCAGCCCUCUUACGUCAAAUUGGCUUUUUUUGGGCCUCAGAUUAGACCAGAAUUAAAGUGGCCGUAUAUCUUGAUAUAGCAUUAGGGAAAUCAGAGGAGAGGGACUGCAUUUCCUGUCCUCUUCGUUUCUUUGACGUCAAACAACCACCUCAAUAACACCUUUCGCCACAAUUUACGGUGCUUCUCGAGGUAUUUGGUCGGCUAAGGAAGCCGGGGAACAUCUUGCUCAUACGCAACCACGAUUUCAGGAGGACCGGGAAGUCAGAAGGGACUCAUCACACAAGACUUGGCCCAUGAGUUCGACUUUGUCACUAUCAGUGUGGAGGACAUUGUCUUCUCGUAUCUUCCCAAUAAAGUCGCUAACACUGUCACAAACACAGUUGAGAUGCAACAAUUACUUAAGGUAAAUGUAGUAAAAAAACGCAAGUAGACUUGUUCAGAGAGACCAGAAAGUAAUCAAUUUGGAUUGGAUCAUGUCGAUGAUCAGUGCCAAGCUCUCCACCUCAACCAAUCAAAGAUUUAUAAUCGACAUAGUGCCUGAACUCAACUCAAUGCUCAAGACUGAUGGAUUUCGAACUGGAGAUCACAAUGACCAACUCGAGAACUUCGAUCGAAGGGUAAGAGAUCAUCUGUUGAGACUAUCUUCUGUUUCGUUUUAACGAUCUCUUCUUCUUCAGCAUCAUGUUGCAUUUGCCUUGGAAUUAUUUAUAUCGGAAGAGAGAUUGUUGUUAGACAAGAAGCCGGAUAAAAACAGCAAGGACAAGAAUGAUCAGAAUAAGGAACAACUAAGUCCAGAACUCACCGCUUUUAUGAAGGGAAUCGACGAGGCGGACAAGGGAAGGCUGGAGAAGAGAUUGGAGGCCUUUCAUCGAUGCUCGGCCCCUUUUCUGAGUUACUUUAGGAAAACAAAACGGGUAGUCAGAUUGGACAUGAGGGUACCCGGGAAUCCGGGGAUCAUGCAAGCUGUCCGGCAGACCUUUACUGACUUUGGAUAUGCCCGGAAUAACGAUUUUAUUCGAGUAGUCCUCUUUAUAAUCAGUAAGUGUAACAUUAAAACAAUUGUAAUCGCAUUGUUUAAGAUGAACGACAAAUCGCCGAUAUUGAUCUAGAAUACUACCGUCUGCGCAAAGUCAAGUUGUCCGAUGUAUGUCAUGAUUCCGACGAAACUCUGAGUCAGCAAAUCAGAUCUCUGCGGAAGUUUAUUUACCGAACCGCCAGACCUAAUGAGAAUAUUCUGGUGAUACUGAACUGUCUAAACAACACCGACUACCCUCCUGCCAAGAGAAUCAACUUUAUCGAAACGAAGCAGACCUAUCUUGAUUAUUAUAUCAAGAAUAGAGAACGAAGAAGCCCUCGGGGAAGGUGAGGACGAAUUUAUUCCCAUAUCAUUUUCUUUGAAUGAAAAUUUUAGAUGCAAAAUGGGAUUCCGAGCAAUAACAUCGACAAUCUCAGAGACAUGUCUGUUCCCUGAUACGAUGUCGUCCAAGUUGUGUACCAAAAUUGGACAUAUAUUUGGUGAGAAAUUAUCGUGGAGCGAAAGCGGGUCGCGAGCUCCCUCGCAGUUGAGUAAUGGCCUCAUAGACAUGUCCGCCUCUCCAAUGCCUCCCAUCGAAGAAGCUCCAAGUUGACAAUCAAGCGCUACGCAGCCUCGACACGAAAACAGACUUCAAGUUCAUCACCACCACACUCCCUGGUCUCGGCCAAAUUCGGUUUCGCCCAGCCCAGAAGUCUGAUCUUGUUUGUAGAAGUUGUGUAGCGCAAUAUGAGUCGACGAAAAUGUCGACUCCAGAAUCCUUGCCGUUUAUUUUCAGGAGUGAUCUCAGAAUAA